AUGGCCUCGUCCUCCGGGAGCGGGAGAUCCUCGAAGCCAUCGAAGCCCUCGGGAGGCCGCCCUGCCGGCGGGAUCCGGACGCUGGCUGAUCUGAAUCGACGGCCUUCCCCCGGCUCGGACUCUGAAGAUUCCGACGGUCCGCAAGAGUAUUAUACUGGUGGCGAAAAGAGGUGAAAAACCUAUACUUUUUCUGUUCCUUUCUCGCUCUAUAGCAUCUUGUAUGGAUCAAUUUUUGCGGAUCGCGUUUAUUCCCCGUAGAUUAGAUAGAGAGAUAGGGCGAGAGAGAGGAGUCUUCCGGAAAGAGUUCACAGUUGUCACUACUUUCCCUCUCCGCAGCGUGAAGAAUAGCUUCUGUUGAGGAAGAUUGUGGAAUUGCUUUCAAGAACUCUUAGCUCCUCUGAUGCGGGAGAUUGUGGUUCUCUAUGAUGGUCUUAAGAGUGGGUCUAAUCAUGUUGGAAACCCUUGGUAGAGCCUUGAGGGUUAAAUGCCUGUCACAAUAAGCUGUUGGGAACACAGAUCAUGCAGCAGGUCCAUUCAAGGAAAACACCCGAACGAUUUUGGAAUAUGGAGAGUGAAUACUACUGGCUGUCCAGCCAUCGUUAUGCUCUCUUUGGACAGGAUUCAUAUGGAGGCCAUCAGUAAAGUGAAUAUCCACGUGUGAUAACCUUCUAAAGUGAAGGCUGAAUGCAAAAAAUUGUAGCACAUCUGUUCUUCAAUCAAGGCUACUGUUGACCAUGUAUUUGUGGGACGCAGUGCAGCACUAUUUCUACAUUAUAAUACAGAUAUUGUUGGAUCGAGGUUUUAACGUUUAUUUCCUUGUGCUCAAGCGCAUAUGUCAGUAGACUCUGUACCGUAAUUGAAAAUGCCCUUUCAGAUCAUUGACUAAAAGGUGCUCAUUUGAGAAACUUUGUGGAGUUUUGUGGAAAUGGAAUGAAUGCCGAGUUGUGAAGUAGUCCAGAAAGAAAAAUGUUUCUCGCCAUUUCUAGGACAUCUUUUCACCUAAAAGUUUUUUUUGGGGGGGGUUAGACCCGGUCAUGUUCCUGAAAUGAGUUCCUUUUUAUCCAAAUGUAGAAUCAGCAUGAUUUUAUUUGUUAAGGGCCGACUAAUGUUGGGAUACUUCUCCUUUUUCUUUCUUUUGAAACUUGUAAUCUUCUAUUGCACUCAUCAGCAUAUUUGGGCUACUUCGAUCUGACCUAUUACAAUGGUUGCGUGGGUCGUUUGAAGCUCCACUUCUUUGCUUGGAAUGGUUACUACAGGUGAAUUAGGAAUAUCCUUGGAGAAGGACAUGAGUUGCUGGCCAUUAACUGUCUCUCCUAGCCAGGAAUUUUAUUUUUUCAGAUCUAAAUUUAGCUUUAGUACAAUUAGGAUUUCGCCAAAUGGUGUUUUUUCUUUUUCAGAGUUACUAUUGUUUAAACAGUGUUUCAUGCUUUGUCACUUGUUUUAUGCAUUGAAUCCUUACAGACCCAGCUAAGGCUCGCUCAUCUCACGGCUUGCUUGGGCACAAUAUCUUUCUCUUCCAUUCGUACUAUCAUAUCACUAUUCUCUAUAUGGAUCUUACUUUUAAUUGCAUUGUAACGUUUUUCAACUUGGCAUAUGAAUGUGAAUAUGCCGUAAUCCGUGAAUGUAACCGAUUUACUUUGUGCAUGUUUUUCUUAGUGAUUAUUUCUACACAAAUGGAUAGACAUGAUUUCUUGUCUUGCUCUUUGUUAGUAAUUGUAACAGUCAACAAUGUGGGAGGUGUUUGAAUGUAUCUCUCUAUGUGUGAAGUUUCAAGAGUUCAGUGUAUGAUGGGAUAUAUUUGUGUUAAUAGAUGGGCGAAGUCUUGUAAAAGUACAUGGGAUGAGGGAUCUGUUCGGUGAGACCAGUAUUGCUCUUGGUCAGCCAUGUAAGAACUCUAAGGGAGGCCAUGUGAAGCCAAGGAAGCCAACGAAAAACAUAAAUACUAGAUUAAGAAACUGAAUAAAAUAGAAAUCAUAGGAAAAUUGUUCAAGAGCUAUCACUAAAAGAGGCCAGAAUGCCUCCAUAAUGUCAUUACCUCCGUUGAAGGUUACUGGUUGAAUGUAAUUCUUGCCAGGACCUUGUAAUGUUUUGUUAGAAAGUUAUUUGCUUGGAUGGAGUUUUGUUUGCACUUGAUAUUCUUUGCUGAGUAGAUUUGACUUGGCUCCUCCAUCUGGUUUCUCCUUUUUGCUCUAAACUUUCGAACUUAACCUUUAGAUGUAACAAAUAUUUGUUCAUUUUCUUGGGAGGAAUUACUCAGUGAAUCGGUGGUAUUUUUGUCGCUCAGCGUUGGAUCUUAACUGACGCUGUUGGUGUAAAUAUUUCGCAGUGGAAUGCUAGUUCAAGAUCCUUCGAAAAGUAAUCCUGAUGUUGAAGCAAUAUUUGAGCAAGCUAGACAGAUGGGAGCAACACAGGGACCCAUGGAACAUCAGCCAUCUUCAGGCUCUAAAAGUUUCACUGGAACUGGUAGGCUACUCUCUGGUGAAACCGUGCAGGUUGCCCCCCAGCCACCUGAGGAGGUCCUACACGACGUGGUUUUCUGGAUUGAUGGUUUCACUGUGAAUGAUGGUCCAUUAAGGAGGUUCGAUGAUCCUGAAAAUGCAUCUUUCUUAGAGGUAAGGUUCUGCAUUUUCAUUGGAAACUAACCAAAUUUUUACCCAUGACCACAUGAUGUUUAUUAUGUUUUGCGCAUAUUGCAAGUACUUAUCACCGCCUUUCAAUCUUCAAGUGAUUCUAGUUCUUUGUUUGCUUGUUGAUUUUUAACUGGCUUUUACCGUCUUUGGAGUGAUGGAAUGCUUACUUAUCAUGAUUUUUGAAAUGAUUUUGAGUCUCUAGGAGUUUCAAUUAAAUUGUUGGGUGAAAGAGAGAAUCGUGUGAACAUAGGCUAGGAAGAAAAAAAACUCACCUGCUGCAGUUACAAUGGCAGUGCCACCUGUGUGAUCCAUCGGCCAAGAAAAAAAAAAAAAAAAAACCAGUGCGCUUUUUUUUGUGCUUUCUUCCUCUUCUUCACGCCAACUCCAAUGCGAGGCGUGCCAUUUUUGGCAAAUGCAUGGACGUUUAUAUAGGGAACUGCAGUCAUCAUCUUCUUGCCUCUCCUGAUAGUCUUGUCCGAGAAGUUCAUUGCUUUGUUCUUCUAUCCUCCCAGAGUAUCAAGAAAUCUGAAUGCCCGAGGGAGCUUGAGCCAGCAGACAGGAGAACUGCUGUUCAUGUGAAUCUCUCGAGGAGGGAACAGAACUGCCCAGUGAGUCUCUCUCCCCCAUGGGCAUUCCUUCUCUGCACUCCCUGGUCCAAAUCCCCCUAUGCCUAAUGGACCAUUUUCCUUUGCUUGUAGGAACCCGUGAAGCGCUUCAGCGCAUUUGUCGGCAUUGGGAGAACUCUAAGCACCGUGCCCGCCGCUGCCGGGUCACCCUCGCCGGCACCCGCCGCCACCUCUACCGAUGGUGCCACUGGGUCUCCGCCCGGCGGGCUUUCGGUGGACGAGUCGCUCCCAUCCACCUCAAUUCAGCUUAGGCUGGCGGACGGAACUCGCAUGGUUGCCCGCUUCAACAAUCACCAUACAGUCGGAGAUAUCCGUGCCUUCAUUGAUGCCUCGAGGCCUGCCGCAGAAAGGGGCUACCGACUGCAGACCAUGGGCUUCCCCCCGACGCAGCUCACGGACCUUGCUCAGACCAUUGAACAGGCGGGACUCGCUAACUCAGUGGUCAUCCAGAAAUUGUAG
Messenger RNA from Spirodela intermedia, 3715 nucleotides. Lineage: Eukaryota; Viridiplantae; Streptophyta; Magnoliopsida; Alismatales; Araceae. The record is from the annotation of a GenBank genome assembly.